Molecule: messenger RNA, 1522 nt
Organism: Leptopilina heterotoma
Lineage: Eukaryota; Metazoa; Arthropoda; Insecta; Hymenoptera; Figitidae
Product: protein obstructor-E-like
Exons: 5
Coding region: 253-1263 (336 amino acids)
Cellular component (GO): extracellular region
Molecular function (GO): chitin binding
Source: RefSeq, a predicted model, not a curated record
UCAAUAUAUCUCUCCUGGUGGAUGGGUUGUCUUCAAGUAUUAUAUAGACCCCUCCCAUAUUCUGUUGGAUUGGCAAAGAUGAUACUCUCACUUUUUUCUCGUCCGAGGUAAUAAAAGUCACGAAAGGUGAAGAAGAUGCGACUAGUUUACAUUUUGAAAUCAUCAAAGGUAUAACGCAUUUUCCUCGACGAGAUAUACGAUUAACUGCGAGUGUUUCCCUCAAAGAGUCAUUUCCUUUCUUCAUCGGCCAAGAUGAUCCGGAAGCCGGUCUCAAUUCUUCUUCUUUGCUCCAUUCUAGGAUUAAACACAUGUGGAGGUCAAUUUCAACGACCAUUCACGACAAACAAUCGGGGGCAAUCACAAUUCGGUGGGCAGUCACAAUUUCAAUCACAAUUCCAAGCGAAAACCACUGGCGGCAAUCAAUUUCAAUCUCAAUUUGGAUCUAAUCGAAUAGAUCAAAAUCGUUAUGUUCAAACGGAAAAAUCUUCUUCAGUCUCGUGUCCAGAGAGAACGGGAAGAUUUGCAGUUCCCUCACAAUGCGAUGCUUAUAUAGAAUGUAUCGAUGGUGUUGGUGAAGAAAAACUUUGUCCCGAAGGAUUAUUAUUUAAUCCCAAUGUACGUUUCAAUUAUCCCUGUGGUUAUCCAAUUGAUGUUGAAUGCUUGGGCCGAUCAAAUCUUCAACCAGCGAGACCAACCGAAGAUUGUCCACAUCAGUAUGGUUACUUCAAAGUUGGUGAUCAGAAGAAUUGUGGUAAAUUUAUGAAUUGCGCCGAUGGUGUGGGAUAUAUUUUCGAUUGUCCAGAAGGUUUAGCCUACAAUUCCAAAACGUAUCGAUGUGAUUGGCCUGAUCAAGUAGAAGACUGUGAUGCUGAAGCUUACUUGGGAUUCAGUUGUCCGAAUGCAAAGGAAACUGGUUUUCUCACCGGAGAAACGAGAUUCUUCAGAAGCCCCUCAGAUUGUCAGCGUUACUUCACUUGCGUUAAUGGACGUCCACGACUUCAAAAUUGUGGCGAAGGAAAUGCAUUCAACGAACUUAUAAAUACUUGCGAUGCUGUUGAAAAUGUUACCGGAUGUAAUUCGGGUUUUGAGAGACGAGUUCCAAACACUUUCCUACAAAACUCAGCGCCCACUUUCCAACAACGAGGAUCAAACUAUCAACAAGCUGGUGCAAACAAUUACCAACAAGCCAGAACAAAUCAACAAUUUGUACGAAAUAAUCAACAAUCAACUUUUUCAUCUAAGUCACAUUUCGGAAGAUUUUAAAUUCUAAUGAAAGAUAUACAAAAAGAUAUCUUUUAAUUUAUAUGUAUUUUCCAAAAAUAAGUAAAAUGUUCCAUUUUUUUCGCAAAGACAUAUCCAUUAAUUGGUAACAAUUGUUUUAUUGUCUUUGUUCGAUCCUAUCUGUAUAUUUUAUUGCUAAGUAAAUAUAUCUCAUGUACAAAUAUGUAUAGAUCAUCUAUUUUUCUUAAUAAUAUUGUAUAGAUAAUUAAAAAUAAAUUAUUUUUUCUUCUUGGGAAGUUUA